CGAAACCCAGUCUUUUAAAAUCUGGGACUAUUAUGACUGGGAUAUGGACAAAUCAAAAAUAGCCUGGUCUACGAGUUUCUCGCCCGUAAACCAAAAACAAUUCAGAAAAUGGGAGAAUUUUCAAGACUAUACUGGUGACAAUCCCUUUGUUACAUUUUGGAAGAUUGGUGACAACGUGGAAGCUAUGUCAGAGGGACCUGCAGGCGUGUGGUUUGACCUUGAAAGUCUCGAGACAAAAGGGGAAUAUCCAUUUAAAGACAACAACUUUGGUUUUCCUGAUUACAUGACGCCUAUAAACAACCCAGCACAUGAACACUAUGGCGAAGACGGAGUUACGGUGUACGGGGUGACAGCGAUGAUGAAUGUCAGUGACGUAACAAAUAUAAACAUUAUGCGAAUGAUAUAUAAAAUCCAAGACGAAGAAAGAAUACCCAUGGUCUUAUUUCAGGAAGCCGGUCCGCUAGAUUCCCGUCUGUGUAACGACGAAGGCACAUACCCAAAGUUAAAAGAUCGUAGCGGAUAUCUACAUUCCUUCGCCAUGACUCAAAACUAUUUUGUUUUACCUAUAAGUACAUUUUUCAUAGACUUGUGCAAAAUUUUCAGUAAGUUAAGUUAUGCCAUCAUUGUAUUUACGUAUUCAUUCACUAAUCUAUUGUUUAAAAUGUGUGACAUUUGUGUUGAUAAACAUAGAUUUGGCCACAAUCCAACGCGCUCUUCUAAUGGUAAUCACAAGUACGAGUUUUGAGCUGGGCGCG
Saccoglossus kowalevskii is the source of this 755-nucleotide messenger RNA. Its product is annotated as beta,beta-carotene 15,15'-dioxygenase-like. Gene Ontology annotation, molecular function: carotenoid dioxygenase activity; beta-carotene 15,15'-dioxygenase activity. The record is from RefSeq and is a predicted model, not a curated record. Lineage: Eukaryota; Metazoa; Hemichordata; Enteropneusta; Harrimaniidae. Gene Ontology annotation, biological process: carotene catabolic process; retinal metabolic process.